GCGAUCACUUAUUGCUCUUUGCUGAGUUGAACAAGAGCUACGGAUCUCACAGUAGAACAGUCUUUACGUCAUUCAUCGAGUAUUGGUUUCAAUUAUUGCUCCGAGAACUGAAAGAAAUCUACCUACUCUCUAGUCGAAAUACUUCCUCCGAACCGCAAUCAUGAAGUUCACCACGAUCGUCGCCGCCAUCACCUUGGUCGCCUCGGGCGUCCUUGCUACUCCGUCCGGGGGCAGCAACCUCGUGCGUCGCGACUGCUACGACUGCCACUACAAGUCUUUCAAUGCCGGCCGCUGCGAUGGAAGCUGCAGCAGCUCGGAGGCCGAAGGAAGCGGACAGGUUUGCCGGAAGUGCAUCAGUGGCUGCCCUGCCACGACCGACGCCGAUCGCGGAGCCACACCCGUCGUCAGUUGCUAGAUAUUCCGAGUGGUCUAGCCAUCGGGGAGAGGUACUUGAGAAGAGGUCUGGGUGGGAGAAGAUCGGAGGACUGCCGAUUUUAAUACAAGUUCUUUGCCCAAAUUUGAAUGGUUUCCUUGGAA
Colletotrichum phormii is the source of this 537-nucleotide messenger RNA. RefSeq lists its product as uncharacterized. The record is from RefSeq and is a predicted model, not a curated record. Bases 161 to 415 code for a protein of 84 amino acids. Lineage: Eukaryota; Fungi; Ascomycota; Sordariomycetes; Glomerellales; Glomerellaceae. The transcript is spliced from 3 exons.